AUGGAAGAGACGGUUGUCGAAUUUGAAGAUUGCCUGGAACAUGUACUGGCAUGGUUACUCGAAGCUGAAGAGCAGAUUAACUGUAUGAAAUCUAUUGAAAAAGAUGAUGUUGAGCUAGUAAAGAGCCAAUUCAAGGAGCAUGAAAUGUUCAUGCAGUCACUAACCGAAAGUCAAGAUGGCGUUGGUCGAGUACUGCAUAGAGGUCAACAACUAGUGCAAAGAAUGGAAGAAGAAGGAGCAGGCGCAAUUGUAUCGCAAUUGCUGAUGGUAAAUGCGAAGUGGGAGCGAAUUAGGGAAGUUGCAAUGUCACGACAAAAUCAGCUUCAGCAUUGUUUGAAUACAGCUCAAAUCAAGCAGCUCGAAUCAAUCAGGAAAUGGCUGGAUAGUAUGGAAGAAGAAAUCCAAAAUGCGCUACCUCUGACAAUGAAUCGAAGUGAAAUUGAGCAAUUAAUCAAUGCCCAUGCAGCAAUUCAAGAGCGCAUCGAGAAUGAACAAAAGAUCGUACGAGGCUUAUCAACAUUUGUAGCUGUGAUAGACGAAUCAGACUGUCAUUUCUCAUACGAAAAUUUGGAAAAAUUGUUGCAGUCCGUUGGACAAAGGUGGAUGAGUGUCUGUGAGUGGGCUGAAAUGCGCGCGCAACAAUUAAAUGGUUUAUCGGAACUGAUCGCUCAAUACAACUCGGAUUAUGGAAAGAUUUUAGAAUGGCUUAAUACUUGGGAAGAAGUAAGCUUGAACGAAUUCUAUUUUUCUACGUUUUCUAACAAAGCCAACAUUAGCAAAUUUUUUCGAAUAAGAGGUCAAGGAGGCAAGCAUGAUAUCCAAAUGAAAUUGUUGGUAAAGUAA
This is a messenger RNA of Brugia pahangi, 843 nucleotides long. The record is from the annotation of a GenBank genome assembly. Lineage: Eukaryota; Metazoa; Nematoda; Chromadorea; Rhabditida; Onchocercidae.